Messenger RNA from Cucurbita pepo subsp. pepo (vegetable marrow), 486 nucleotides. Lineage: Eukaryota; Viridiplantae; Streptophyta; Magnoliopsida; Cucurbitales; Cucurbitaceae. The record is from RefSeq and is a predicted model, not a curated record.
AUGGCGAUCGAUAUAAAGAACAAGAACGAGAAAUUGGAGUUGAGUUAUAGCGAUCUUAAUAUGAAAUUAGUAUCAGAAAACAUCGAAUUAGGCAGGAAUGUGAUACCUAGUUUCUCUCAAGAACCUGGAAACACUACAUCGUUAAAUGUAACGCUGAAUGUGGAUCGAGAUUCAAUAGAUCGAGACAGUAUAUCGCUGCUUGAAGAUGACAGAAAAAAGGCUCAAGUGGUUGUGAAGAUCACGAUGGUUGGUUCGGUUGGAUUUCAUCUUGGGAUAUUCAAGCUCAACAAGGUGCCGAUCCAUGUGACCUGUAAUUUUCAGCAAUAUCUUCUUCUUUAUCGCGUCAAGGAGCCGCCGUGUAGUAUUACAAUGUUUCCUACCAGUUUGAUUAACAAUAGACAUUUAUGGCUUUCCUCUGCUCUUUUUGACACUACACUUUCAGCUUCUUAUUGGAAGCUUCAUCAAUCAAUGAAGAGGAAGCCUUAA